Molecule: messenger RNA, 4477 nt
Organism: Cuculus canorus (common cuckoo)
Lineage: Eukaryota; Metazoa; Chordata; Aves; Cuculiformes; Cuculidae
Gene: LMOD2
Product: leiomodin 2
Exons: 3
Coding region: 231-1913 (560 amino acids)
Biological process (GO): myofibril assembly; muscle contraction; pointed-end actin filament capping
Cellular component (GO): myofibril; striated muscle thin filament
Molecular function (GO): actin binding; tropomyosin binding
Source: RefSeq, a predicted model, not a curated record
UUGGGACAUUCUUGCUGUUCAGAUGUCUAGCUGACGUCUGAUGCUUAAAACAGAGCAUGCUUUCAUCCCUUCAUGCAUUGUCGUAAGCCCCUGAUGAUUACUCUUAAAAGGGUGCCACUGCUCUGCAGGGAAACAGUUGCUGACCAAACGAGACACAGCUUGCUUGCCUGCUUCAGCCUUCUUGAAUGCCUUGUCACUUCAGGUUUAUAUCAGCCUGACCGAGCGGGACCAUGUCUACCUUUGGCUACAGAAGAGAGCUCAGUAAAUAUGAAGAUAUCGAUGAAGAUGAGCUCCUCGCUUCUCUCACUGAAGAGGAGCUGAAAGAGCUGGAGCGGGAGCUGGAGGACAUAGAGCCUGACCGUAACCUUCCAGUGGGACAACGGCAGAAGAGCCUGACAGAGAAAACACCAACUGGGACUUUCAGCAGGGAAGCACUGAUGGCCUAUUGGGAGAGGGAGACCAGGAAACUCUUAGAAAAGGAGAGACUGGGAGCGUGUGACAAGGAUUCAGAGCAAGAAGAUGACAAUUCAGAAGACAUUCAAGAAGAAUGUUUCACAGAAAGCAAUAGUGAAGUGUCUGAGGAAGCAUGUACUGAAGAGGACGAUGAUGAAGAAGAAGAUGAUGAGGAAGAUGAAGAUGACAGUGAUGAUGAGGAAGAGGAAAAGCAAGAUGCUGCUGCUGGUGAAAGCCCUGAGGACGACAGAAGUUCUGACCACAUCAGACGCAAAAAAUGUAAUGGCACAAAGGAUAAUGAAAACUUACUCAAUGGUCAUGAUGGAAAAGACUUUGAUAAUCUGAGCUUAAAAAGCAGUGCUAUCCACCCUUGUGGAAAUCCAACUGUUAUUGAGGAUGCUUUGGAAAAAGUUAGGAGCAAUGACCCUGACACCACAGAGGUCAAUCUAAACAACAUUGAAAACAUCACUUCACAGAUGCUUGUACAAUUUUCUCAAGCCUUGAGGGACAACACAGUAGUUAAGUCAUUCAGCUUGGCUAAUACACAUGCUGAUGACAACGUUGCAAUAGCUAUUGCUGGUAUGUUAAAAGUAAAUCAGCACAUAACUAGUCUGAAUAUCGAGUCAAAUUUUAUCACAGGCAAGGGAGUGCUGGCUAUCAUGAGAGCUUUGCAGAAUAACAAGGUUCUAACAGAACUGCGGUUCCACAAUCAAAGGCACAUCAUGGGCAGCCAGGUAGAAAUGGACAUAGUUAAACUGUUGAAAGAGAACACCACUCUAGUCAAGCUUGGAUACCACUUUGACCUUGCUGGCCCAAGAAUGAGCAUGACAAGUAUCCUAACAAGAAAUAUGGAUAAACAAAGACAAAAGCGUAUGCAGGAGCAGCGUCAACAAGAGCCUGGUUGUGAUGGACCCAUCAAUGCAAAGACCAAAGUCAUGCAGAAAGGGACACCUCGGUCCUCCCCUUAUGUGUCACCUAAGAGCUCACCUUGGUCCUCUCCAAAGCUCUCUAAAAAAGCACCGCCAGUGAAAAGUCAGCCUCCAGCUCCUGCACCCCCACCUCCUCCACCACCCCCACCUCCACCUCCACCUCCUCCUCCUCCCCCAGUUAUUCCAGAGAAAAAGGUACCAACCAGGAAUAUAGCUGAAGUCAUCAAACAGCAAGAAAGGUCAAGAAAAGAUUUGCAGAAUGGACAGAAGAAGAAAAAAGGGAAAAAAAGCAAAAAACAUGAGAACAGCAUAUUGAAAGAAAUUAAAGAUUCUCUAAGAUCAGUCUCAGACAGAAAAUCAGAGGAAGGUUCACGACCCUCCACCCGUCCCUCCACCCCACAAAGGUCUCUCCAUGACAACCUCAUGGAAGCAAUUCGGGCAAGCAGCAUAAAACAAUUAAGGAGGGUUCUUGAAAGGAAUAGUGAGAAUUGUGCCUUACACGCAAGGAGAAAAUCUACAACUAAGAGAUAAAGCCUUGCUCAGAAAUUAAAUUGUGUGCCUGCAUUGCUGAGAUGUUCUUCAGAAGCACCCGGUGAUCUGGAGUGGCCACUUUUAUACAAGAAGCGUGAGAUAUUUUUCUUUUCAGACAUGCAAAAUAUCAACUCACUGACUAUGUUUCCAAGUAGGCACUCUGAAAUGACCUUUCUGAACCAGAAUGUGAUUUUUUGUAGUAUUAUAAUAAUUUUAUUUUAUAUGACAGUUCUCUAGUUCUUGGAAGGACAGGGGACUCAUGUUUAAGAGCUGCUACUCAGAAAAGAACUUCACCAUCCAAAGGGAGACAUCUCAACAUCCUAACUCUCAGAUGGGACUUGGGUUUCCCAGUCCUCAGCCUCAUCCCGAGCUGUCAACACCCAGAGCCAUGAAGGACAAGGAUUAUGGGCUGUCUGCGCUGCAAGCGAGAGGUCCCAUCACAGCUUGCAUAGGCAAAGUGAAGGUACGGACCUGUAUUACGUAAGUGGACUAGGUAAGGGUUAGCUGUGGCAGGGCAGCUCCUAGCAUGGACCAACCUUUCCGCCAGAGUCCAUGCUGCGUCCCAACUCACCAGGGCUGUCCUGCGAAGUCAGUUGCAGAUUUGGGUCUGCAGGGUGAAUGCAGCCUUGCUCUGAAAACAGGAGUUGAAAGAGUGAACUGCAGCUUUCACGCAGCAGUGGAGGGGCUUAUUUUCUUUUCAUGAAGUUGUGAUAAGACAGGGCAGCUGUCAUCAAAUGGCUGGUCACUGGUGCUUUAUCAGACCCAGGUGUAACUGUUCUGUGAAAAAGAAGGAUCAAUACAAAAGGAAAAUGGAUAUCUGGAAAAAAUCUGUCCUUGUCGAAAGCAAGGCAACAAUCUGCCUGCCAGGUGUAUUUAUUUCUAUCUAUAACAUUAGACUUCCUUCAGCUUCAAAUGAAUACCAAUUUUCAACAGCUUUUUUAAUGGCACGGAUGAAUAUUUGUUCUACAGAACUCGAAGGAAAAGAGAUUCUCUUUAAAAAAUUGUCACAGUAAAAAAUUCACUGUGGGUUUCUGGUAAAAGCCAGAACAUGCAUCCCAGAGUCAGGACAGAGGGAUAUUUCUUGGGCUGUACUUCUGCUAUUUGUCUACUCUUGGGUAAAUGGCUUCGUUUCCUGUGCCUCUGCUUUGCCUUGGAGAUAUCAGUACUGAUCUAUCUCACAAUACUGCAAGGCUACAUGCACAUAGACUCAAAUGUUCUCCAAGAUCUUCAGAUACCAAAAGCCACUUGAUUUAUUAUUUUUAUUUGUAUUCUAAUUUUUAUUUUAUUUUUAUUUAAGCUAACAGGAAUGUUUUGACUGGCAGAAUAGCUGGGUGAAUAGCUGGGUGAUGAGUGUCACAUAGUUCUAAGAGGGAAGAGCAGCACAGCCCACGAUCAGGAGAUUUUGUACAUGUGGAUGAAACAAACCAUGAGGAUGUGAAUCCCAAGGCUGACUUGGCCAUGCAACAACACCAUCAAAAUGAAUACAUGCCAUUCUGUCAUUUAGUCACCUAAGAAACAAGUGUACGAGGAUCCGAAAGGAUAGCCAGGCAUGCUUAUGCACCCUGAGAAAAUAAAUUGGGGUUAUUUCUCAGGAGAGGCCUAAGAGACAAUUUCACAAGAUUAACCAAAUAUAACCUAUAUCCAUCAGACUAUUUUUCUUGUCUGGGAGAUAGCUGAAAUUUCAAUUCUAAGGAUAGGAAUCUUGUCCCUCUUGCACCCCUUUAUGCCUGUCUGCUGAAAACAUUAGGUCAGUUCACCAUAAAGGGCUAAAUAUUUCCAGGGCUUUUCCUUCCAGGGCUUUUUCUGACACACAUUUGGAGCCAUAGCUUUAUUUAUUUAUUAGCAUAUUCAUGAGUGUUCUUGAGGGCUGUCAGUGAGCUAUGGUUAAAGCAGUGAAUUUCACAGGCACCUGGAGGAAGUGUUCAUGUGUACACAGAGCGGGGUCACUCCUUUCACUCGGUCUCAGCUUACUGCUCUUUAAAUCAGCGAUACUUUGAGCAUGUUGCUGUGUUUUGCAAACAAGUUGGAAGGCAACAGUGCUCAUGUUUCAUGUGCUCUCGAACACUUCCGCCAAGCUCCAGCUCUUCAUUUUCCUCUUCACCAAGCCUGCCACUAAUUGUAUCAGGUCGGUGUCAAAGGUGCGCUGCAGGCAGGUACAGGCAACCUCUGCCCUUACUGUGUACAGGUGAGACAGGCACCAAACACCAGCCCAGGAGAUGUGUGGCUGCACGGGCAGCACUCAGACAGUGCAAAUAUUCCUAUCUUCCCUCCCAGUUUAUCAUGCGAGUUUGGUUAGAAGAUCAAUAGGAGGCUUUUGGGUGCAUCACUCGCCCCUGCUAUGUGACUUUUUACAUCCCAUGCCUGGCUGACCGUCUGUCUAGCCUGUCGUGAGCGCAACUAUUCAGUCUAAGUGAGAUGAAAUCACUGUAAACAUCCUAGUUCCUGGAUUUUAGGUGCAGGACCUGUCAGAGCAGCUCCAGGACAAGUUUGCAGGCUUCAUGCCUGCCUGUCUGUGUGUUGCUGGGCCCUCUCUUGCACCAAAGUUGCAGUCAGGUACUUUGGGG